CAGUAAAUAUUGGUCAGUGAAUUCGUGCACCCUCAGCUGGCUGUUACGACGUGAAUUUUUGUUGAGGAUUAUUAUUCGAGCAAACAAUAUUUUUUUAAUAAAUUCAUACAUAUAUAAACACGGAUGAAUUUGCCAUAAAUAAAGUAUUGUUCUUUAUAAAUCACUUUUAAAUAAUUGGGGCAGAAUCAAGCUGCAUAAAUCAAUAUUUGCUUCAUGUAUUAACACCAUUAAAAAUUUGUUGGCCACUGGAAGAGUUAUAUAUAUCAUAACGUGCAUCACAACGCACUAAAACAACAUGGUAGAGUCAUCAUGUCGAGUCCAGACAGUAGACGACCGGUAGCUGUGGGCUUUACGAUAAAGCCGUGCGUGCGUGGUCAGAAUCACUGCGGCGGGUGGGGCGGCAGCAGCAGAAACCUCAAGAUCAACUGCAGGAACAUCAGCAAGAGCUGCAAGAACAAGACGAGCAUGGGGUACAAGAUGAGCCGGCAAAUGUGACUCCAGUGAGUCACAGCACUGAAACCCAGGCUAGUCGCAAAGCAAUUCAUGUCUUUGCGACUCGCCGACGGCCCGCGAAUGUUCGUCUACCCCUUUCAAUUGCCCCCCAACCCCAGCCGCAAUACCAACAAACACAACAGCAUCAGACUUCUCAACAUACGAGUCAAAAUCCAUCUCCAGCCGGCUCGAGUCAUCAAUACAAUGGGCCCAUCACUCCACACCAACACAUGCCUCGAGAUCAAGGAGCCGGUCAAUCAUAUGAUGAUGGACAUGGCCUUGAGGAGCCAAUGGUACAAGUCGAGCGGCCGCACAAUUUCAGUACAUGGAUAUGUUGCGUGCCAUGCUAUUGGCUACGGCGUAGCAAAGCAGUUCACAAAGCGCUUCUUACUUUUGCAAUGCUACUUGUGACGAGUCUUUUAGUUACAAGUCCUGUUCUUUUUCUCAUCACGACUUUACCUGAAGGAGAUCAGCCACGCGUAUGCUCACCGUUGGAUGAAGCUUGUAUCAGAGAAAGAGAUGGUUCGGAAGGUGUAUGCAACACUCAAGCAUGUCACGAGGCAGCGCGUCGCAUGCUUGCAACAAUGCAACGUGGUGUUGAUCCAUGCAAAGACUUUUAUCAAUUUGCCUGUGGUAAUUUUCGAAAUCGUCUUGCUUAUCAGCCGACUUCCAGCUUUUCUUCUUUGCAAGAACACGUUGAUGAGCAGAUUGAGAAUUUGUUACUGAAUAAAACAGGAAAGAUGAAUGGUGUUUACAAUAAGCUAGGUCAUUUUUACAACAGUUGCUUAGAAUUCAAAAAUAAACCUGUCGAUUUUAAUCCUGUUUACAAUCUACUUGCAAAAUUGGGUGGAUAUAUAUCUCCGAAGGGUACAGAGCCAACUGAUAUAACACCAUUAGUAUCUUCACUUUUAAAAAUCACUGGUGCAUCUUUAUUUGAUCUUUACAUCGAUAUUGAUCUUUUUGAUCAUAAUAAAAGAGCAAUCUUCUUAGAUUUACCAAAAAAAUAUCUCAGCGAUGAUUUUAUAAACGAAGUUCCCGAUAAUGCACCAAGGCGACGCAGAAGUGUGAAUGAGUACAAUCGAUUCAUUAAAAGAUACAAAAGAUCUAAUCAUGCCGAGAGUAGGGCAUAUACUGUCAUUAAAAAUAGUCGCGAUGAAAAACGGUCAAGCCGAAUAAAAAGUAUUAUUCAAAACUUCAUACCAAGUGGACUAGAACCGACUCUCCGAUCUUCCGAGGCUGAUCAAUUGCUUCAAUUUUGUUUGUCAUUAGAUAAGAUAUUCCCAAGACAUAAAGAUAUUUAUAAUUGGAUUGACAUCGAUCAAAGGAUAUAUGUACCUUACAAUUUAUCAUAUUUGCAAGACAGUUUUAAUUAUAUAAGAUGGAAGUUACUGCUGAAUCUGAGCCUAGACAACGCUACUGCUCAGUUAUAUUACAAUGGCUUUCAUCGCAACGAAGAUCAUUCCAGUUAUAUAUAUGUGACCGCUCCACAUUAUUUUCGGAGUCUGGGUAAAUUGCUCAACCGUUUUUCGAAAAGAAUGGUUCAUAAUGGAUUACUGGUUCUCUAUGCUACAGAUAUAUUAUAUGACAUUGUAAAUGUAACGGCUAAUAGAAAUUGGAGCGAAAAUUGUGUAAAGAUUACCAAAAACAUAUUCAGCGAAGCAGUAGGCACGUUAUAUGUGCAGCAACACAAACCAGAUUUUUUGGAACUUUUAGUGAACAGAGUGGCUGUUCUUUUCGAACGAAUCAAAGAAACACUCGCAGAAAGAAUGCUAGUUAUGCCAUGGCUUGAUGAAGAAACAAGAACUCAAGCUAUUUUUCGACUACGUUCAUUACAAGGGAAAUUUCAAAUAUGGCAUGGGUACUUGAAUGAAAGUUCACUGGCACAAGAAAUGAAUCAAGUUUUUAUUUAUGAAGGAGACUUUUUUACGACUGUUCUUAGAAGACUCAAGCAGAUACGGACACCAGAGGCUCAAAUGAAAAGAAACGCCACUCAAAAAUGGACACACCCUUACACAAUCAGCGCUUAUUACGAAGCUUCAUCUAAUUCAAUUGUUAUACCUUUAGCUAUGAUGUCUGCGUGGUCUUGGUCAUGGGAAGGUGGACCUUCGUAUGCAGUUUACGCUACUCUUGGUUCUGUAAUUAGCCAUGAAGUCCUUCAUGCUUUUGAUCUUCAUCAUCGAAGAUUACCAUUAGAUCCAGAUCCAAUCAAUAAUCACUGGUCUUGGAUCACACCAGAUGCUUGGCAUAGACUAGAAGUCAUGGUUGAAUGUGUUGCAAAACUCUACGCUCGAAGUUUUUGGAAAAAAGUUCAAUUUUUUGGAAACAGUGUUGAUGUACAGUUUGAUUGGAAUAUCACUCGAAACGAGAAUGUAGCAGAUAUUGGUUCUCUUCAAAUAGCUUAUCAUACAUGGCAUACUCUGACGAACGGUAAAGAUCGAACCCUCCCGGGUAUGGAAGCAUUACGUCCAAGUCAACUCUUUUUUAUCAGCGUUGCCCAAACUUACUGUUCUAAUAUGACUGCUGAAGCGUACAUUUUGUCGGUCGAGUUAGAUUAUCAUACUCCACAACCUGAAAGAAUAAAUGGGAUAAUGAUGAAUUCACCUGAAUUCGCUGAUGCAUUUCGUUGUACUGUUGGAACAAAAAUGAAUCCACCAAAAAAAUGUAAAACUUGGUAAAAAUUGAAAGAAAAUUUAAUGGCUUCUUGUUCAGCGAAUUUAAACAAACUUCUAAAACACAUCAAAUAAGUAUAUUUAUUUAUUUAUGAGUUUCCGACAAAAGAUAAUUUUUGGAAAUGAAUUGCGGAAAUAUAUCAAGGACCCGAGGAAGGACCACCGGCGAAGCAACCAGCAGCGUCAACCCCCAGGCUUCAAUAGGACGAUAACUCGACAGCGGUGAGUUGAACGGCGCGGCCGUUAUAUCCUCGGUUAUUUGUAUUUGUUGCUCGGCUAUGCUCCAGAGAGCUACGUUGUUGCGAGCCGUCGAUGGUCCGGUCUCACUCUCUCCGAGACUUUUGUAGUAGAGUAGUUAUAAAUAAACAGUUAUAGUUUUUACAUUCAAAUAGAAUAUUGAGUGUUUGAUUCUUGAUGAAUGUGAGUGCGAAUAUUUCCCUUGCCCGAUUGCAUGAAUCUUUCAGGUAGACCCAGACGCACGUGGAACGGACUCAAUGGCCAAAGGACAUACGUAACCGGCGAGUGCGUCGGGGUGAGAUUCUCUAGGUUACAAAAUAUAUUAAAAAUAAUUAAUCAAUCAACUCUGUGUACUCCGAAUAUACUAUCUCUUAAAUAAUUAUGGCUCUGAAUCGGUAAUGGUUUGGUGAAAAUAUCUGCCUCAUUCUCCGCAGUAUUUAUCCACAGG
Messenger RNA from Trichogramma pretiosum, 3846 nucleotides. RefSeq names its product neprilysin-1-like. Gene Ontology annotation, biological process: protein processing. The coding region runs from base 723 to 3167 and encodes 814 amino acids. The record is from RefSeq and is a predicted model, not a curated record. Gene Ontology annotation, molecular function: metalloendopeptidase activity. The transcript is spliced from 19 exons. Lineage: Eukaryota; Metazoa; Arthropoda; Insecta; Hymenoptera; Trichogrammatidae. Gene Ontology annotation, cellular component: plasma membrane.